AUGGAUACAACCUUGAAAACAAACCACAUUGCAUUACAACAUAACCAUGAAAGUGAGAAAAAUGAGAUGAGAGAGACCAUGUCAGAUCUCGCCCAUCACCUGCAGUCUGAAGUCGUCAACUGGAGAAUACAAAAGAUUAUGAUAUACCACAUGACAGAUGGCUUACUACAGCAAGACCCAGAAAAAUUCAACAUUGGUUUUCUUCCGGCUAUAACCCAGCAUGAUUACCAUACAACUUCACAACUGUGGCAUUUUGACAUCUCCUGCCGUAACAACAAGCUCUUUUCCAGCCCUAAUGAGAGUGGCCACCAUGAGGACGUGCACAGAGAGACCGCGAAAAGGCAAGGUCUUGGAAGGAGCCGAGUGAUCGAUCGGUGUUUGUUCGGAAUGUCUUUUGCCCACAAAUCAUCCCUCCUUGAUACCCCAGCUGGUCUCACCCCCGUCGAAUCUCUUUGGUUCGAAGAUGGCAAUCUUAUCUUACGUGCAGAGGACUCGCUUUUCCGGAUCUACAGCGGGAUUCUAUCUGCCAGGUCCUCCGUAUUCAGGGACAUGUUCGCAUUCCCUCCACCGGCAGAAGGCAACGCCAAGAUGGACGGAUGCCCAAUUAUCGAGGUGUACGACUCCGCAGAGGACAUGACGUACUUCCUACAAGCUAUCCUUGAUUCCAGGUAUUCCUUCGUCCAUGACAAUCAACCUUGUCUCAUUCUGCCCCCCAGUUAUUUUGAGCCACCUCCCUCAGCCACGCACCUCCCCAUUAUCGCCGGAAUUCUCCGGCUCAGCGCGAAAUACGACGUCCAAUAUCUCCGUAUUCGAGCAAUGCAACAUCUCCUUACCACCUAUCCCACAACUCUUGCUGACUGGAAGGUGCGAGAUACCAAACGCACCGUCCCAGCAAUCGACAACACCCCUUUCGCCCUCCUCCUUCUCGCCCGUGAAUUCGACCUCCCCUGGCUUCUACCAUCUGUGAUGUAUUGCAUCUGCAGCCACCCAAUAGAGAAGACACUAGACGGCGUGAGCUGGCACGGAUCUCACCUUGACCUCCCAUGGAACGAUAAGCGCCUCUGCCUAAUUGGGCGCUCGAACCUGCUGAAGCAGCAGAACAAAGACGCUAUAGAGAUGGCCAAGGUACCGGGAGAUGAGGUCGAUUGUCAGGGCUCGUCGUGUAUCGCAACGCGGAUUAAGUGUGCCGAGAUUCUGUGUGACUGGGGCGUUGCGGGGAUUCUGGAUUUCGCAGAGGACAACGUCGCGUUGUUCAACUCAGGGCUUUGCAAGCCCUGCCAAUCAGCGUUUACUGGCCAGUGCGCGCUGGCGAGCGAGGGCAUGUGGCAAGCUAUACCAGGCAUGUUUGAGCUUCCGAGUUGGGACGAGUUGGAGAGACAGCGGCUGUUGGCGCUGGAGUGA
Messenger RNA from Laccaria bicolor S238N-H82, 1401 nucleotides. RefSeq lists its product as uncharacterized. Gene Ontology annotation, molecular function: protein binding. The record is from RefSeq and is a predicted model, not a curated record. Lineage: Eukaryota; Fungi; Basidiomycota; Agaricomycetes; Agaricales; Hydnangiaceae. The transcript is spliced from 6 exons. Bases 1 to 1401 code for a protein of 466 amino acids.